This is a messenger RNA of Hibiscus syriacus, 973 nucleotides long. Its product is annotated as 2-C-methyl-D-erythritol 2,4-cyclodiphosphate synthase, chloroplastic-like. Gene Ontology annotation, biological process: terpenoid biosynthetic process. The transcript is spliced from 3 exons. NCBI's taxonomy places the organism in Eukaryota, Viridiplantae, Streptophyta, Magnoliopsida, Malvales, Malvaceae. Bases 68 to 775 code for a protein of 235 amino acids. Gene Ontology annotation, molecular function: 2-C-methyl-D-erythritol 2,4-cyclodiphosphate synthase activity. The record is from RefSeq and is a predicted model, not a curated record.
AAGCCUGAAACUAUACAGCGAAGAAACAGAGAUCCCGUUUUCUGCCUACACAAAGAUUUCAACGGCGAUGGCCACUCACUUUUACAGUUUUUCUCCGAUUCCCGCAAAACCCAUCACCCAAACAAUCCAUAACAAGUCCAUUUUGUUGCCUAAUCCUCGUAUCUCAACCCCCAGACAUCGUAAUAACUUCGUAGCAUCAUCAUCAUCAUCUUCUACUUUUCGAGCUUCAAUUUCUCCAGCCGCUACUUCAGUUGCAGUGGAUGGACCCGCUACCUCCACCAAACCUUCCAAGUCUUUACCUUUUAGAGUGGGUCAUGGGUUCGACCUUCAUCGGUUGGAGCCUGGCUACCCUUUGAUCAUUGGUGGGAUUAAUAUUCCUCAUGAUAGAGGCUGUGAGGCUCAUUCCGAUGGCGAUGUGCUGCUUCAUUGUGUUGUUGAUGCAAUCUUGGGAGCUUUAGGCCUUCCUGAUAUAGGGCAGAUAUUUCCAGAUUCUGACCCUAAGUGGAAAGGGGCUGCAUCUUCUGUAUUCAUCAAAGAAGCUGUGAGACUCAUGCAUGAGGCUGGUUAUGAGAUUGGAAACUUAGAUGCCACCUUAAUUCUUCAAAGACCAAAACUGAGCCCCCACAAGGAGGCUAUCAAAGCCAACUUGUCUGAGCUGCUAGGGGCUGACCCUUCUGUUGUCAAUCUCAAGGCUAAGACUCAUGAAAGAGUUGACAGCCUUGGAGAAAAUCGGAGUAUUGCAGCACAUACUGUAGUUCUACUGAUGAGGAAGUAAAUAUAAGUCUCGGACAUCAGUCUCAAGUCUGACAACUGUAUACACAGCGAGUAUUGUUCUAUACUGCCAUAGAUAUGGUAUUGCUUCUUGUGUCAGCUUAAUGUAUUUGAUCGAAUCAGAUUGUUGAAUUCUCAAACAUUUCGCCUGAAAAAAACUUGGAACAAAGAUGCUAAGCUAUGGCAGGCUAAUGUUUCCAUA